AUGCCGGUGAGCGAAGAUGAAUUUGAAAGGCCACCCGUCGUACAAGUGGCGACAAAUCAAAGGACAAUGUCGAAAGCAGAACAAAGAAAGAGUAACAAACCGAUAAUGGAAAAAAGAAGAAGAGCUCGAAUCAAUCAUUGUCUCAACGAAUUGAAAACUUUAAUUUUGGAUGCCAUGAAAAAAGAUCCUGCAAGACAUUCGAAAUUAGAAAAAGCCGACAUAUUGGAAAUGACUGUUAAACAUCUUCAGCAAAUUCAACGUCAACAAUUAGCAUCGGCUGUUGCUGCAGAUCCUGGUGUUAUUAUGAGAUUCAAAAAUGGAUUCGAUGAAUGUGCUGCUGAAGUGAGCAGAUACAUAUCACGUUUGGAUGGUGUUGAUAAUGGUGUUAAACAAAGAUUGACGGCUCAUUUGCACAGAUGCGUAUCGAGUAUACAACACAUAUCCACGUUUCCGCAUCAAAGUAUGUUUUCAACGUUUAAUCAAAACUGUGAUAAAAAUACAAUUGUUCUACCUAAUGUGCCUGCGAUACCGGAAGAUGUAAACAAUAAUAAUAAUAAUAAUCAAAACGUUGAAAGAAUACAAAUACCGAACGGUUUGCAUUUGAUUCCGAGUAGGUUACCAACGGGAGAACUUGCUCUUUUGGUACCCAAUUCAAAUCACAUGUCGACGUUUCUUAAUGCAACCGCAGGAAACACUUUUCAAUUUUCUUCAAAUACAAACGUGACCUCUGUAUUAAAUCCGAUUUUGGGAGGAACUUUAAAUUCUACAUCGAAUUAUCCGAGCGCUUUUACAGCCGUUAAUAAAAAUCAAGAGUAUCCAUCUCCGACUUCGACGGCUGAUAUAAUUAAAAAAGAACCCAAUUUGUCGGAAAAAGACGAUUUGAAAUCUUCGUCUUAUUUGAACAGAUCAACAGAUCAAUCAUCGUACAAUCAAAAUUAUAAUUUUAAAGUUACCGAAAGUUUAAACGGUGGUAAAACCAUGACUGAUAAUCAAGAGUACAAAAAUUCAAAUUUAACCAACGGUCAAGAUUUACACGAAGGAAGUCGAAAUUAUGAUAAAUAUGAAACGUUCCCGUGUAAAUCCCUGGAUGAAUCUGAUUACGAUAAUAAAAUAUCACAGAGAGCAAGUUCUUCGUCUUUUCAAAGAAAUGCUGCCGAUUCGACAACGUCAUUCACUCAAAUCAAAGAAGAAACCGUUGAAAGUGGAUUCAAACCUUUUCACGUCGACAUACCAAAUAGUCAUUUGAAGGCACACAUAAGUUUAUCGAAAAAUGUUAAUGAAAUUAAAACUCCGUUGCAAAUUCAACACAAACCCAAUCCUAAUUUCACCAUAAAUCCCAAUAAAUUAUAUCAGAAAUCGUCGCCACAUAAAUUUUCCAGAUAUUAUUCAAAUGUCGAAAGUAGUUAUUCGGAUGUUGGUAAACCUGAUACGGCAUUUGAUAACAUUUCAAAAAGAGAUGAAAAUAACGAUGUGAACAAUUAUCCGGGAAGGGAUUAUACCGUUUCUACGAACGGUAAACUCACUUCAUCUCAAGAAGAAACGACAGCGACGACGACAACAACUAAAAUCACAGAAAAUUUAUAUAAAAAUGGUAAACGAUCGUUUCAUAACGAAUCGUCUGACAUGAUUCCUGCCACGACUUCCGCCGAACCUCAAAAUAAAAUUCAAAGGAUUUCCCUUAACGUCACUCUCACAGACGAUCAAUCGAAAAGUGAACAAAAUAAUAAAAAUCGUUGCAAAAGAAUUUCAGUUAUUGUUGAAGAUUCAUCUAAAAACAAUACUAAAGAAAAUAAUAAGGAAAUACAAAUGAGUGUUUCUUCACAAAAGGAUAUGUGGAGACCUUGGUGA
Pediculus humanus corporis (human body louse) is the source of this 1848-nucleotide messenger RNA. RefSeq names its product transcription factor hes-1, putative. Bases 1 to 1848 code for a protein of 615 amino acids. Gene Ontology annotation, molecular function: DNA-binding transcription factor activity, RNA polymerase II-specific; protein dimerization activity; RNA polymerase II cis-regulatory region sequence-specific DNA binding. Gene Ontology annotation, biological process: regulation of transcription by RNA polymerase II; anterior/posterior pattern specification; regulation of neurogenesis. NCBI's taxonomy places the organism in Eukaryota, Metazoa, Arthropoda, Insecta, Psocodea, Pediculidae. Gene Ontology annotation, cellular component: nucleus. The record is from RefSeq and is a predicted model, not a curated record. The transcript is spliced from 3 exons.